Hymenoscyphus albidus is the source of this 1894-nucleotide messenger RNA. Lineage: Eukaryota; Fungi; Ascomycota; Leotiomycetes; Helotiales; Helotiaceae. The record is from the annotation of a GenBank genome assembly.
ACUACACUCACAUUCGACCCAUCAAUCCAACGACAACCACAAGCCGCCUGAACAACCUCAGACGACAUCAGAAAUGGGCAAAAAUGGGAAGUUUGGCAAAAACUACGGCAAAGUGGUUGGGAAACCGGGUGACGGUAGACCUGAGUGGAAGGGCCCCGCAUAUGUGAAGAAGACCGCUCCAUCAAAGUCAAAGGCCAUACCGACGAUCGACGAAGAAGACGAAUAUGAACCAAACGUUCCAAUAAGAAUACAACAGCUUCUUCUGGAUAUUUUCAGAGGUUCGCUCCAUACUGUUCUUGUAUCUGACCAACUACAACCCAUACUGCAAGAAAUUAAAACUGCGCUUUUCGAAAGGCAAUUCGUUCGUGCGUUCGCCAAGAAGGAGCAUCUUGAGGCCUACGCAGCACGAUGGAGUCCAAGUCGCUCGCUCUGCUAUCAGUCCAUUCUGAUCGACAUAGAAGAACACCUGACUGAGAUGGCUAGUUUGGAAGCGGACGUCAAACCAAAAACAGCCUCAACUCAGUGUCUCAACGCCAUCUCAUUUGGAGGCGGAGCAGCAGAAGUGAUGGCGUUUGGUGGUUAUGCUCGUAGCUUGCGAGACGCUGCGAUCGCCGAAAACACUUCAAAUGGAGAGCCUUUAAGUGGGUCGUCAAUUAGUUCAGUCCCAGGUAUCAAUUUGUUACUGGUAGAUUCAGCUGCGUGGGAAGAGGUAGUGAAGAAGCUACACGCUGGACUUACCGAACCACCGCCACUAUCAAAAUAUGCCAGCGCAGCUGCAAAAGCAGCAAACAAGUCGCUUAUCGACGCCGAAUCGCUAAACCCUGAAUUCCAUGUGACAGAUGUGUUGAGCAUGUCAUUGGACCAAGUCCAAGAGCUUGUUGGGGACACGCCCAAAUUUCUUAGCUUACUCUUCACCUUGAACGAGCUAUAUACGGAAUCGAUCAGCAAGACUACGGCAUUUCUUCUGAAUCUCACAAUGGCCGCCCAAAAGGGAUCGUUACUACUGGUUGUCGAUAGCCCUGGGAGCUAUUCUAUGACAAAAGUCGGAACAGAGGAGAAGAAAUACCCUAUGUAAGUUUCUCUGUAGCACAUCUUCUCCUCAAAGUUCAGUAACGAUUGAUCUUGGCGUGGCUUCUUAUGUAAGGGAUACCGCAGCUUGGGGCGGUUUACAUGAUUCAAGUUCGCUUUCGUGGAAAUUCCUACUGUUUUCUGUCCAUUGGAAUACUAAUUCUCAAAAACAGGAAAUUUCUCCUUGACCACACAUUACUCGAGACCCAAAAAGUCAAAGAGGAUGGCGAUGAUCGCAGGAGAGAAAGCCCCCCAGACUGGGUAAAGCUGGAGUCUUCAGAUGCAAGAUGGUUUCGUCUACCUGCAGAACUUCGCUAUCCUAUACCACUGGAAAACAUGCGGUAUCAAUUACAUCUCUACCAACGAAUAUGAUGAUGACAUCCGUCGUUGGUGGAGACGUCUUACUUCAUAAGACUAGAACAGCGCAUGGGAAUUAGAGCGUAACUUACAGUGCGACGUAAGUAAGAAAUAGCAAAUAUUACCCGUGGCCAUCUAACAUUGCUCUAGGACAGUGCUUCAGAAACUAAUACUUAAUCGCGGUAGCGCAAAAGAUGACCACUGCACUGAGAAAACCCAUACUUUUUUUUGGCUAUGAGAACGAGGCUUGAGGUACAGUUGUGGUGGAUGGCGGUUGGUUGCGACCACUUUUUUAGAUUCGCUUCUAUCGAGGCCCAGGACGUUGCUGGUGAAUCAAUCCCGUUUACACACUUAACUUCCAAGGCACUUUACGACCACGGCACGUUACAGAAUCAUGGUUCAAAUUGGAAUUUCGGCUGUUGCGGGUUUCAUAAUAUCUCGGUGGAACUGUAAUAAUUUAUCACAAUAG